UCCGAAAAACGAACUCGAGAAGGAAGUGAAAAUAUGGUUAGAUUUAUGUCAUUUUUUUACUUCGAUCGAAUCAAAUUGAAUGGAUAAAGCAAGAAAUACAUCACCUAGCUUUAAAACUAAAAGCUUCUACAGUUCAAAGCCAUCCCCAAGAUCCAAAACGUGGGAUGAAAAGCAAGCAAAAUGGGAAGCUAAGUUCCAGGAGUUUAAGAAAAAGCCUAUUCCUACACCGAGACUCUUAAGACUUGACGAUCCUAUUCCAGUUUUCAAACGAUUUCCCUUGCAACAGUUGGCAUUUGAUUAUGCAAAGACAUGUAGUAAGGAUGUUCAUGUGUUUUCUGAGGAAAUUGAGUGUGGUGGAAAGAGGCGAUACCUCGUAGCAACAUUUGACCAAUUUUGGCAAGUAUACAGGAAACUGGAGCGAGAUCAAAGACACUACUAUGAAGUUAUUAUAGAAGGAGCAGCUUGCAAGCUAUAUUUUGAUCUUGAGUUCAUUAAAGAUCUCAACCCAGACAGUAAUGGAAUUGAAAUGGUUGAGAUUUUCAUAAAGUAUGUCUGCCAUCAAAUAAAACAAAGCUUUGGAAUCAGUUGUGAUCGAAAGCAUGUGAUAGACUUGGACUCCAGCACAGAAACCAAGUUCUCCAGACAUCUUAUAUUUUGUCUGCCAAAUGCAUUAUUCAAGGACAACACACAUGUUGGAAACUUUGUGAACCACAUUUGCUUCAGCAUUUUGAAUCUGGUUCACAACCACCACCCUCCACAUGACAAAAAUGCUGAGCCGGGAGAAACUUCUGAAGGCCCUGAACCAAAGGUUCCAAGGAAGACACAAGAAAACGUGUCCAAAGUUAUCACAGAUGAAUAUAUCAAUGGAGUUGCAGUUGAAGAUUUGAAAAACCUCCUGAUAGUAAACAAUAAAGGAGACGUCGUAACAUUCUGUGAUCAAGGUGUUUAUACAAAGAACCGUAAUUUUCGCGCGUACAAGUCGGCGAAGUUUGCUAAAAAAGCAACACUGGAACUGGCAAAAGAAAACAUGUUUAAGCCUGACAUGAAAAACAGGACAGGGAGCUUCAGCCGCGAUCCAGACUACGUUUCGUUUUUAGAUUCUUUGAUAUCCAAUGUCAGUUAUAAUGACAACAUGCUAAGGCAUGUCAAGGUGUUGACGUUCGAGAGUGAAACAGCAAAAGCAGGAAAACGAUCAAGACCUUCUAGUACUGGCCAUCCUGAACAACCUGUCGAAACUUUGCCUUCAGGAUACCAACACUCCCCAUUCCCACAAAUCGAUGAUUUUAUCUUGACUGUCAUCAAUAAGGGAGGUGUUCAAGGAAAGAUUAGAAGAUGGGUUUAUUUCGCACAAGGAAAAGUGUUGAUGUUUGACAUCGAUAAGAACAGAUGGUGUGAGAAUAUUGGACGAGCACAUCAAAGUAAUCAUAUUAUAAUGGUUGUGGACAUGAGACAAGGAAUAUAUUAUCAAAAGUGUCAUGAUCCCGAAUGCAAGAAAAUCAACUUCCGCUCUCAAGAAAAACCAAUACCAGAAGAAAUAAACCCAUUUCGCCACGAAAAGGACACAUUGGAUGAGUCGGCUUUAUGGGAAAACGAUUUAGAAGAUGACGAAGUACUAUAUCAGAUAGCAGAAGAGACAGAACAGAGCCAAGACAGUGAGCUGAGCAUCUUGUUAGCAGACGAUUCAACUGAUUGGGAACCUUGGAAAGACCUUCCGACGUGCAAUGAUGUAAUAGAUCAAGUUACUAAUUCCUGUGACGAAGGCUCAAAAUAUAAGACAAACGAGAAGUAAAAGAGAACACACACACACAAAAAAAACACAAUUCAUCUUCCAUCCCUUUUUCAUUUUACUUUUUGUGUAAAUCAUAUAGAUGGUACUCUAGAGUUGUCCUUAAAUUUUAAAGUCAGCAAAGAUAUAUAAUGCCCAAAGAAACUUUUUAUAAUUGAUCUUUUAAAAGCUCAAUAUUUUUUGGGACGUCUGUCAAGUUAACGUCAUUAUAGCGCUUGGGGGUUUCUGCUUUUUUAAAUUAAGGUAAUCCUUGAAAACUUCCUCAGAGUUUUGAACAUCUGUUUGUUAAAAGAAUGAACUAAUACUUGAUAGGUAUCUGUUUAGCUUUCUGCAAAUUUGUAAAUAUACAAAGUCGAAAAGGUUCGUUUAAUUUAGACUUCUGACUGGAGGGAAAUUCAGAAUGCGACCUCACUUAAAGAUAGAACGUAAUAUGGGUCCAAGUUGUACUUUAUUUCAUUGUGUAAUGAUAAAGAUAAUCAAUAUUCAGUGGGGGUGGUAAUGAAAAAUAGCUUGCUCCAUAGUGUGACCUACGAGCACUUUAGAUUUUAAAUUCGUGAGUCAGGUUCAAACACGCAUUCUCGCAAAAUGAAUCUGGUAGUUAUUCUGAUCAGGAAAUAAGGGAGAUUUAAAAGACUUUGCAGAAAAAGUUGGCUCUCUGUAAUGAGCACUGAAAACGCACGGUACUGCAAUUUCAUUGACCAGAGUCGCCAAAGACUUUUGUUGUAUCAUAUCGCUAUCAGAAUAAACCAAGAUGACUGGCAAA
This is a messenger RNA of Actinia tenebrosa (Australian red waratah sea anemone), 2549 nucleotides long. RefSeq names its product DNA-directed primase/polymerase protein. NCBI's taxonomy places the organism in Eukaryota, Metazoa, Cnidaria, Anthozoa, Actiniaria, Actiniidae. Gene Ontology annotation, molecular function: chromatin binding; DNA-directed DNA polymerase activity. Gene Ontology annotation, biological process: response to UV; mitochondrial DNA replication; replication fork processing. The record is from RefSeq and is a predicted model, not a curated record. Gene Ontology annotation, cellular component: nucleus; mitochondrial matrix.